This is a messenger RNA of Fimicolochytrium jonesii, 1076 nucleotides long. RefSeq names its product glutathione S-transferase. The coding region runs from base 83 to 715 and encodes 210 amino acids. Lineage: Eukaryota; Fungi; Chytridiomycota; Chytridiomycetes; Spizellomycetales; Powellomycetaceae. The record is from RefSeq and is a predicted model, not a curated record. The transcript has 2 exons.
ACGACACGCUUCUCUCUUUCUCGCCCAACCCGCCCGACAUCAGGCCUUGCGCUCACUCCCCCAGCAACUCACACCGCCCACCAUGCACCUCUACGACUCGACCAUCCCCUCCGGCAACGCCUACAAAGUCCAGCUCCUGCUCUCCCACCUCCGCACGCCGUACACCACAACCUCCCUCAACAUCCUCUCCACUCCGCCGGAGACCCGUUCGAGCCAGUUUCUAGCUUUGAACCCGAACGGGAGGAUCCCUGUUUUGGUUUUGGAUGACGGCACGCCGCUGGCCGAGUCGAACGCUAUCUUGUUUUAUUUGGCGGAGGGUACGGCAUACCUGCCCGACGAUAGGAUCGCAAGGGCUCAGGUCCUCCAAUGGCUCUUCUUCGAGCAAUACUCGCACGAACCCUACAUCGCCGUCUGGAAAUAUCGCACAUACUGGCACCCCACCGGCUUCUCCGACCUCACCUCGCCACAAAUCACCACAUUGAAAGAACGUGGCCAAGCCGCGCUGGAAGUCAUGGAGCGUCAUCUCGCGGGACGGGAUUGGUUCGUCGGUACGGCGUAUAGCAUUGCAGAUAUUGCGCUUUAUGCUUACACGAGCGCUGCGGAAGCGGUUGAGUUUAGUGUGGGUGCGAAUGUUGCGGCGUGGUUGAGGAGGGUGGAGGGUACGGAGGGGUGGGUGAGGAUCAAGAAGGACGAGACGGGGAAGAACCCGAAUUGACGGCCAUCGGAGAACAAUUCUGUUUCGUCGUUAGAAUGAAUGCCAUGCAAGAUUCAUGGAUCGAAGCACGGAUCAACGGAGAUCCCUGUCCUACCUGUAUUGUCCAGGACGCCCAAGAAGCACCGCAAAGUGGCCGGCGCAGGGCGAUAUGAGCUCUAGUGCUGUCAAGGAUCCCGUGAACGUUCCGGCGUUUGUGGGUACUUUCCUUCCAGACCCUUUCCUUCUCCGGCGCGGAAAGGCGAACAACAGAUAUCACACAAAGCAUGCAGCAACAGACGAGCAAAACAUUUUAUUUUGUCAUUAGAUACAAGAAAUUUACGAAAAAGGAAGGAGUAAUGCAACUAUCGAUCUACGCUCCGGG